AUGGACAGCCUGCUGCCGAGGGCGAGGAAAGCUGCUGUUGCAGUUGGACCUCCUGUAGCCAUGUGCUACUGGCCGAGCCCACUCGGCUCCUCCGCACCAGGUGCCGUUUGCUCUCUCGCGCCGCCCUUUGCCGGUGCUGCCAGCCUGUGCCAUCUGGGCCGGUGCGGCGCCCCUCGUGGCGAGCGGCGGCGGUGGCGCGGCCUCGACGGGGGCGAGGGCGUCGACGGCUGCGCCGCUUCGGCGGGGGGCGGGGGUGCCGCUCGGCAGCGCGGCCUGGGUGGGGAGGCUGCGAGGGGGGCGAGGGCGGGAGUGGUGGCCGCGGCGGAGGUGCGGCGCGGGCCUGCUGGAAGAGGAGCAUCGGUGCUUCCCGCCGAGGCGGUGCUCGGCAGCGCGGCCUGGGCGGAGGCUAGGACGGCGGCGGCGCUCGGCGUGGACGAGGGCUGCGGCGGCGACGCGACGCGCGAGCGCGAGAAGGUUCUGGGAUUUCGGGUCGCAACGAAAUUGGGCGGAAUCGGAUUCGAUCCGUAA
Messenger RNA from Miscanthus lutarioriparius, 528 nucleotides. The record is from the annotation of a GenBank genome assembly. Lineage: Eukaryota; Viridiplantae; Streptophyta; Magnoliopsida; Poales; Poaceae.